Molecule: messenger RNA, 3746 nt
Organism: Folsomia candida
Lineage: Eukaryota; Metazoa; Arthropoda; Collembola; Entomobryomorpha; Isotomidae
Product: dynein regulatory complex subunit 7-like
Exons: 14
Coding region: 262-3633 (1123 amino acids)
Biological process (GO): flagellated sperm motility
Cellular component (GO): motile cilium
Source: RefSeq, a predicted model, not a curated record
CGAAAGGUUGGUGGUUCGAGCCCACCCGGGGGCGCUAUAUUUUGCCAAUUUUUAAUUUCACAUUAUGGCAUUAUAAUCUGUGAAACCAAGAACAUUUGGCACUACGUCACUAUAUUUGAGAGGCCGUUUGGCGAUGUUACCAAGAUACUAAAAAUCGUGCAAUCGUUGUGAAUGUCCAUCCAUGCUACAACUUUUUAGUCAAUAGGACUGAGAUAUCGACCUAACUUCGGGAGGCCAAGGUUCUGGUAAAUAUUGUACAAAAUGGAGUCUGAGUUUGAAGAGGACGACCCCCAUUUCGCCUUUGGGGAUGAAUUCGAAGAAGAAAUGGACAAGUUUUGGCUGGACGAGAAGCCCGUGAGGCAGGAUGAGAUUGACAACUUGUUUGAAGAAGAGGAGGACUUUGAAGAAGGUGACGGGGAGGAGUGGGGGGUCGAGGGGCUGGAAAAUUUGGACGCUUCGGAACAGGAGGCAGUUGACCAAGUUAUGAACGAGGAAGAAGAUGAAGCUCUUCUGGCUGAAGAGGUCGCACUUUUGCAGGCGUUGCAGGAGGAGAAAGGCCCCGAAAAGUUGUUGUUGGACUCGACCAAUGUGGAUAAAUUAAUUAACAUGUUAUCCAGAGUGAGACUUGCCUGGCCUGAAAACCUCCCGGGAUACGACGCCACGGAAUACGCCACCGACCCAGAACGGGCCAAGUUUCCAUCCACAUUUUAUCAGAAUACGGACAAGGAGAAGACGGUGCUCUGGCAUGCUGAAAAUUUCCGUCGCCAAUUUCAAGCCCAGUUCCCUCGCCGCCGAGCCCUGGUCAUAGCUCCAAAAAACGAGUGCGGUACCCAAAAGCUUUUCCCAACCUUUAUAAACCCAUGUGUCCUGGGUUACCCAGAAUUCUUGGACGCCCUCACUUGCGCCGAGUUCUUCAAGGAGUUCUUCGCCCCAGAGUUAAUGGAACAUCCCACUCGAGUGCCUAGUCGAAUCAGGUCUCAUGUAACCGUGCUGAAGAACCGGAAGGCCAACUGUUAUGAGUAUGCCGUGAUAUUGGCGACCUUUCUCAUCGGGGCUGGAUACGACGCUUAUGUUGUGGAUGGGUAUGCCAGCAAAGCAGCGUGCACCAUGGACGCCACUGAAGACUAUGUCGAACCUCCAGAUGUGCCCAUUGGGGGAGAGGAGAAGAAGGGGGUUUCAGUGCUUAUGGCCCCCAAGCCAAAACAACCUGACCCAAGCGAGAGCAAGAUGGAUAUUCUGUCUGGAAUUUUCGGAAGACGGGAUGAAGAAGAGGAAGUGGUCGUGAAAUCAGUGUCACCUACCAAAUACCGAUUUAAGAGGGCGGUAGAAGUGGCGAGCCAAGUGGGCGAGUUGGAUGGGGGAGGAGCUGAUCAGUCCUCCGAGGUGGAAGAGUCAUCAUUGCAAGAAUAUUCCGACAUGGAGAUGGAGGACAAUGCGCAGCUGGGCAUUGCGGGUGACGGGGGGACGAAUAAAGUGACCAAUGUGGGCGACACGUCGGAAGAGGAAGAAGGAGAGGAAAAUGAGACAAUGUUUGGAAGAAGGAAGAGAAAGCGUCCCUCAUGCCCUGAAAAGUAUUAUGCGACGCGAACCCAUUCCUGGGUGCUCGUCAAGGCUGGGAGGCGAGACGUCCCAGCCCCUUUCUUCAUCGAACCCUUCUCCGCCACGGCAAUGUCCCUCGACGAUGAAACCUUUUUCGGAGUAGAAACGAUUUUCAAUCACAAAAAUUUCUGGGUCAGUUUGGAAGAUCCACUGGAGUUGUAUGCAGGGGAAAUCAGCUAUGACUUGAGUGACACGUCGAAAUGGGCCAAACUGCUGGUGGAGGUGGAGAAGAAAAAGAAGCUGCCAGAGGAAGAAAAGUCACUGUUCCAGGACGAAGAGGACGACGUCUCCAAGAAGGCUGAGUUGUUGUUGGACAUGCCCGUUUCAUUCACGCCGGACCCCGACAUUCCUCAGGAGGACUACGAGAGGAAGUAUCCGGGUGGGAAGAAAACAUUCAACUACAACAACGCCAUCGUGGAACUGGCUGCCCCGUACGUCAUGGACGAUGGAUUGGUGAGAAAGGUGCUCAAGUUCAAGGGGACUGGGCGUGACCCGAGCGACUUGGAAUAUAUUGAGGAAAAGUUUGAGAAUAGGAAGGACAAGCUGGCCAAGCGGAAGUGGUUCAGGGAGGGACGCCUGCUGCACGAGUACUUUCACCGUGGGAGGAAAGACGCGCUCAAAGAACAUGUCCAUGUUUCCGGCAAGAAUAAAGCAAAUUAUCCCCGCGACCUUUACUAUUAUGCGAAUGCUCACACUCAGGGCGUGGCUCACCGGCAAAUUCUGCGGAAAGGGAUGGUAGAAAAAUUUGAGGGUCGAGAUGACCUCUUGUAUUAUCGGUUCACAAGCUAUGGAGGCAUCCUCUGUAACUCCAUCACCGCAAAGAGGUCGUCUGUGGAGGAAGACGAAGUAGGGUCAAAAUCAAAGGCAAGAGAAUUCCUGGAAAUGCUCAAAGGAAACAAUUCUGGAGCAAAGAAGAGAGUGCGAAGGAAAAUGAGUAAAAUCGUAGAGAAAUAUCAUCGGGAUGAAACCAAAGAAGUUUGUGAUGACGUUGCUGAGAAGCACAUGUUAAUUGACGAAGGUCGUCUCCGGAUCCUAUUUCAUUACGGCGAGGGAAAUCUGACGCGUCACUCCCUCGAAUUCUUCAAACCCAAAGGAAGCAAUCCCGACACGGCAGAUUUUCAUCCUGAGGAUUGCAUCGAGUACUUGCCAGACCCUCACUCCCCACCCACGGACGUCUACAGGAAGUUCAAGUUGCUCCAGAGAAUGGAGGCAGACCAAAGGGUGGCUAGCGUGUUGGCAGCUCAGGCUGAGGAGGAAGUCUUCGAGACUGUGGCCUCUCGAGUGCAAGAGGAUUUCCUUCAUGAAAUAGAGCCGGACGCCUUUGCCGGGGAGAGGAACGAGGAGUACAUGAAGAUGAAGGAACAGAAAGUGGCCGACGAUGAGGACGAAGACGAAGAAGAUUUCACGGACGUUGAUUUUACAUCCCCAUUCUUUGAAAAGUUUGGCGUCCCGAGGAACAAGGUGGAAGAAGUGCUCAUGAAAAAGAGAAUCAUGCUCAACGCCAAAGUUCGCCUGGUCAGAAGGGCCCAUGCCAUACGGGAGAUGUAUGAACGGGAGACUCUACGUCUUACCGAAAAAAUGCGAUGGGUUGAAAAAAAUGCCGGCAAGAUGAAUCAAUCAGAGGAGGAGGAUUUCAAUCGCAUGUACAAGGAACAUCUUUUUUCGUUGCACAUCAUGGAGAAACGACUCGUUCGACAUCAAGAACUUGCUUCGGGAUCGUACUACAAAACACUGCUCAAAGUCUUGAAACAUCCACUGCUCAACAAAUACUCAAAGAAAAAGAUUGCACCACCUCCGCCCCCGGUGCCAGAGAUGAGCGAGGAGGAAAAGGCACGUCUGGCGGCCCUUGCAGCCAAACUCAAGGACUGCUGUCAAUUUUACACAAUCAAAUACACAGAACCCAAGAAGCAAAAUGAUAGACAUAAUAGGAAUAAUAUAAGGAAUAAUCAGAACAAUGCUAACAAUGAUGCAGCAGUGGGCGACGUUGUCGUCGAAGCGAAAGGUGACGAAGGACAAGUUGUCCCAGCUCAAUAAUUAAUUUAUCGACACACAAUGUUUUCGUAAUGUUAUUCUUUUUGCCUUUACUUAACUCGCCAGCUAAUAUGAUAUUUACAACAUAUGAGUAAGUAAAGUUUAUAACUAACUGC